Olea europaea var. sylvestris is the source of this 1335-nucleotide messenger RNA. RefSeq lists its product as uncharacterized. The record is from RefSeq and is a predicted model, not a curated record. NCBI's taxonomy places the organism in Eukaryota, Viridiplantae, Streptophyta, Magnoliopsida, Lamiales, Oleaceae. The transcript has 2 exons. Bases 532 to 825 code for a protein of 97 amino acids.
UCUCUCCCUCUCUCUCUCUCCUCUUUCUUUCUGUUCCUUAGAUUUCACGGGUUUCGAUCUGUGUCCAUCUGUGUCUCUAUAUCUUGGCUUCACAUUACUAAAGAUAUCAAUUUUAUUUUAAAUAUAUUUUAAAAUACCUAAAGAAUACAGCUUUUGCAUUUUUUUUAAUUUUCUAGGCUGUCAGGAAUUCUAUGAUCUUUGUUAUUUUUGAAAAUUUUCAUUGUGUUUUUCGGUUUUCUUUCGAAAAUCUAUGCAAUUCCACGUUGCUAAAAUAUUCUUCACUUUCUGAUCAAAUGGUUUCCGAUUUAUUGUUUUCUGGGUCGGAUCAUGAGUUGACUUUCUUGAUUGCAUCCAGUUCUUAAAAAUUCACUAUCAAAUAUCGAAACUUCAAUUUUUUUUUUUUUUUUUGGAUGCUUAGUUAUCGGUUUUUGAUUAAUGGGUUCUUGUUUUCGUGUUAAAUAUCGAUGAAAGAUCCUCUCUUUCUUGAUAUUUAUAGUUGAAUAUAGAUCUUUGAUAGCACGGUUUCUCUCCAUGGAUAUGAAUGGAAAGGAUGUUAAAAAUCAUAAAAAUAAUACUAACAUUGUGAAUAGUGUGGAGUCUCCAAAGGUGAUUUUGAAUGAGGAAAUUGAAGGAGAUGACGAAUCACGGACAUUGUUGCCAUCCAAGAAAGGUGGGCUGUCCAAAAACAAAGGGAAACCUAGGAGGAAAGUGCAGUGGUUGGAUAAGAAUGGGGAUAAGCUAGCUGAGGUUUUGGAAUUUCAACCUAGUGAUAUGAGUGACUCAAACGAGGAAGAUUCAGAUUCUUGCAUCUGUAGAAUAAUGUAGAUCAUAUCACUAGAACAUCUUCUUGGUAGUUAUCUUGGAUCAGUCAGAAGUUAAUCUUCUAUGACUCUCAUACUGAAGAUAAAGCUGAAAUAUUUCAGCCUAGUGGAUCUCUUUCUCUUACGACUCAUUUUCUUGUUACGACACCAUUUUGUGGUAUUCUGAAGGAGUCGGAAUUAACAAUACCAAAUCUACUUUUAGUUCGAGAUAUUCGGUGUUUGGAGCAUAUCAAUUCUGUUACUUCGUGCCAAAAUGCAGAUAUAGACCAUUGCAGCUUCCUCGAAAGUCGGAGCAUUCCUUCCGUCUUUCAUUUCAAAUAUCAGUAAUGUGUAUAUGUAUAGUACUCACAGAGCAUUCGAAGUGCUUCUAUAUUGUAAUGUUUUCACCUCAUUUCUGCUACUUUUUGUUGUUGGUUCUUGUCGUCUUUAUCGAACAGAAAUGGAUCAGGAUUGUACAAUGUCAAAAAUUCUUCAUGAUAUCAGUAUCUAGCAAUGACACAGUUUUUUCUUUUUC